CCAGGACAACUUUUUUUUUCACACAUCUCCUCUCGUUCUUCUGUCAACUCUUGCACUCUUAUCUGUACUUCUUGUCCACGUACAUCAAAUCUUCACACACGCAAUCGAACCACAAUAUGCCUCGACGCAAGUCUGGUAUCGCGCCAGCAGCAGCUCACCCUGCUGUCCCUGUUAGACGUUCAAGUCGAAUCAGCACCCCCUCUCAACGAUAUACACCCCCUCCUGCUCCUACCAAGGUUACCAAGGUAAGCUCAUCCUCAUCCAUCUUCAAAUAUCAGCAGCUAACAUACGUCCACAGCGCAAGGGAAAGGGAAAGGUUGCUGCAGCCGUCGCUGCAAAGGUUUGUAUCUCAACACGCGUCCACACUUCGCCCGUUGACCCUUUUUUGCAGACCGUCAAGAAGGCUCUUACAACCAAGAAGGCCUCUGGCACAACCAAGGUAAGUGCUUCGACACUCAUCGCAAGUCAAAUUCACCCGACUGACUUUCGUCAGGCUACCAAGGCUGCCGUCGGCAAGAAGGUAUAAAUUCCAUCUCUCUUCACACUUGACCUUCCUUAUUCCUUCAACAACAUUGACCUCCAACCUUCAACAACUGCUAACCCAUCACCUUAGCGCAAAAACGACGACGACGACGAUGCCCAACCGUCCAAGAAGUCCAAGACCAACACGGGUCUCGCUGCUCCUGUCAAAGGACGAAAGCUCGCUGCCAUCAAGGUACCUUCUGCAAAGGCUGCUGCUCCUGUCAAAGUUUGUGAGCCCCUCGUCCAUAUUCUUCCUCUGCUAAAUAUUGUUCAGGGUCGUAAGAUGGCAAAAGCCACCAAACCAUCCACCAAAGCAGCAAAAGCUGCCACCUCAAAGGUAAGUCCAUCUCUCCAUCGUCUUCAAUUUCCCCUGCUGACUUGGCUUUCUUCAAAGGCUACCAAGGCUGCUGCCAAAGCAGCUAAGGCUGCCGCCCCCAAGGUAUGUACUUUCCCUCCUCGUCGCCUGUCUUUACCUCGUCUGACUUGAUCUUCUUCAUAGGCUGCCCCCAAACCAAAGAAGGAGUUGCCGAUUAUCAAUGCUGUUGCCACCCAGAAUCUUGAAGUCUUUUCCAUGGGCGAGGGCUCUGGUGGAGAACUUGGUCUCGGAGCAAAGCAUGUACGUGGUCGUAUGAUCACGGAUGUCAAGCGUCCCCGACUCAACCCUUUCCUUGCAGCUGAUGCCGUUGGUGUCGUUGCUCUUGCUGUUGGUGGUAUGCAUUGCGCCGCCCUUACACAUGACCAUCGUAUCUUGACUUGGGGUGUCAACGACGGUGGUGCGUUGGGUAGAGACUCAACCACCACCGAAGUUAAGUUGAAGGAUGCUGGCGCGGACGAUGGCUCAUAUUCAGACUCUGAGUUCGAUGAGGAGAGCGGACUCAAUCCCAACGAAGCUAGCCCUGGAGAAGUCAACUUGAAACACUUCCCAGCAGGUACGAAGUUCGCCAGUAUUUAUGCUGGUGAUUCCAUGACCUUUGUUGUCACCACAACCGGCCUCGUAUAUGGCUGGGGUUCAUUCCGAGUAAGUAAACAUUCUUUUCUCUGUUUUCUGGACUUCCUUCUGACAUUUGCAGGGUAACGAUGGACCAAUUGGGUUCACACCAGAGGUCAAGAUGGCCACCAGACCCAUCUUGAUUCCUCAACUUAAGAACAUCGUCUCCAUGGCCACCGGCACCAACCAUGUCCUGGCAUUGGACAACAAGGGAGCUUGCUGGGUCUGGGGCGCUGGGGAGCAAAACCAGCUCGGCCGACGUGUGGUUGCCAGAACCGCCGUCAACUCUCUUGUUCCUCGUCCCUUGCCUUUGCCUCGUGGAAAGCAUGUUAUCAAGGUUAUUGGUAGUGGUGACUACCAUGCCUUUGCUGUUACCGAGAAAGGACAAACUUUCGCUUGGGGCUUGAACUCUUUCCGUCAAACUGGUAUCCAAACUAAGGAUCUUGACGACACAAUUAUUAGCGCACCCACUCUUGUCACCACUCUUAGUGGUAAGAACCUCGCGCAAAUUACUGGCGGUGCACAUAGUUCAAUUGGGGUCACCACCACUGGCGAAGUUGUCGUCUUUGGUCGUUUGGAGAAUUCCGAGGGUGGAAUUGACCGUACAACAGUCGACGAAUCACAGGUCUUUUUCCAGGACGGCCGGCCCAAAUUUGCAAAGGUCCCAUUGGUUGUUCCCGGUAUCGACGCAACAAUGGUUGCAGCUGCGAAUGAUACUUGCAUGGCUGUUACCAAGGAUGGACGAGCUUUCUCCUGGGGCGCAAAUAUGACGUACCAAGCCGGACAGGGGGAUAUCGAAGACGUGAAGGUAGCAACUCUGCUGGAAAACUCCGCGAUUCGUGGUAAACAAAUGGUGUUCUGUGGAAUCGGGGGACAAUUCUCACUUUUGGGUGGUUUGGCUGCGGAGGGAGAGGAAAAUACAGCAUAGAUUGUUUGUUUGGGGGGUUUGGUCUGUUCUUUGGAGUGGUUUUUUCGUGGAUAUUUUCGCCAAAUUUGGCCUUGAUUACGGGGGGGAAAAGUUACUUGAUUGUUUUUUUUUUCGAUUGUUCUUGUUGUAUACCCCUAGUAGAUGGUCGAUACUUUCCCAUCUUUGAGAAUUUUUCUCUCUCCGCUACGCUUUGUUAGAUUAGAUACCCAUUUGUCGUUUUCGCGGGUUUCUCUAGGAACUGAUUACUUUUCCACUCUUCA
Molecule: messenger RNA, 2698 nt
Organism: Hymenoscyphus albidus
Lineage: Eukaryota; Fungi; Ascomycota; Leotiomycetes; Helotiales; Helotiaceae
Source: the annotation of a GenBank genome assembly